GUCGUCGGUUUGCGCCCUUCAUCAUUGUCCGUCUUUUCAUCUUUCAAGGGUUUCAGGUUUCUUUCUAAUUUUCAUUCCUGUCGAAACGCUAAAGUUUCGAUCUUUCAUCAAAUAUUUCAACCCUUUUUCCGCAAACUCUUCCAGAUGGAGUUUGGGACUUUACCAGCGAUAGUUUGAAUUAAAGCUGCUGGUUUACCGUUUUCAAAAUAUGGCUGCUUCUAUGUAUUAUUGUAAUAAACGAUGGUGAGGGAAGUCAAUUGUUAAUCGAGAUCCUAUUUCAUUAAUGUACAUUUAAUUGGAUAGCAUAAUUGAUUAUGUAAUUCAAGCUAAUCCAAAAUUCUACAUUGAUGUGAUCAUUGAAUUUUAUUUUUUUUGCUGUCUUUCAAAAAGCUUUUUAUGUUGGUUUCAGGUGUGAUGGUUUAAUAAAGCUGAUUGAUGGCAUAUGAUUUUUGAACUUGCACAUCUUUGUUGUUACCAAGUAAGUUUGUGUCAUAGUUCCAUGCUUUCAAGUGUCAAGACGUAAUGGGUACUGGGUAGUGGGUUUAACUGAUUGAAGAUUGAUGCAAACAUAGUGGAUAACCAACUAGCUUAGAGUUUUGAUCAGCAAUCAUUUAACAAGAACAGUUUUCCUCUCUAGUCUCUUCUGUGUAUAGUAUGUACUGCAUUUAUUCAGUGCGUGUUCUCCCUGAAAUGACAUCCAUCAUCAGUACUUGUCUGAAUGUAGUAGAAGCAUGCUAUUUUUAGAUACCAUGAACCAGCUGAGUCUUGUUUCAUUUGAAGCAGUAGUAUUAAAAGUUGUUUUAAUAUAACUGAGCCAAUCUCUUGGACAGAAGUUAUCAUUUGUCCAUGGAUUAUUAAGCACAUUGGUUUAUUAGAAGAUGUAGCUUCAUUGUAGCCCAUUUUUGUUCAUGUCCGAUCCAUUGUGGAUUGCUAGAUCAUAUUACCUGUAACUCACACGUGAUCCUGUAAUGAAGGUUCAGUGCAUCAGAUAUUUUCUAAACUACCACACCAACUUAUUAUGUAUGGCCCUUUAAGAUCUACGUGUUUAAAUAUCUUCUCAUGUAUUUGUGGUUCGCCUCUUCAGGCGUGUAUUUUUGUUGAUUGUUGCACACUUGCUGCAAGAAAACAUGCCUUCUGAAACUGAUAAAUGGGGCUGGAAACAUGUUAGUGUAUUCGGUGGAUUUGAUAAAGGUAGUGGUACAAAAAGGUGGAAAUGCAACCAUUGUAAUUCAAGAUACAAUGGCUCCUAUUCACGAGUGAGGGCCCAUCUUCUUGGAUAUUCUGGUGUUGGCGUGAAAAGUUGCCCAGCAAUAGACAAGUCUAUAAGAGACGAGUUUCGUAUAUUGGAAGAGGAAUACCUUCAGAAGAAGAAAAAAAAGAAUCCUUUUAGUUCAAAGGUUGUUAAGCGCAUCAAGAAUUGCCAGUUGAACUUCACUGGCCCUAUUAGAGGUCUUGCUAAAGAAGAUGUAGAUGAGACUGUAGCCAGAUUUUUUUAUGCUGAUGGAUUGAACAUGAAUACAGUUAACUCCCCAUAUUUUAGGGAAAUGAUCAGAGCAAUAGCAGACUUCGGCCCUGGAUAUGAACCUCCCUCAAGGGAUAUGUUGUCCGAAACUUUUCUCAGCAAAGAAAAGGCAAAGCUCGACAAAGCCAUAACCUUAGUUCGGGAGUCCUGGCCACACACAGGAUGCACUAUUAUUUGUGUCAAUCGUGUAGAUGGAUCACUUGGAUGCUUUUGUAUAAAUUUAUUCGUCUCAAGCCCAAGAGGAGUUAUGUUUUUAAAAUCGAUUGAUAUAAAUGAAGGGGAUGAAGCUGACAAUUUAUUUAUUGAUGUGCUUAGUGAUGCCAUAGUAGAAAUUGGACCCAGAAAUGUACUACAAAUAAUAACCCAUCUUGGACAGGCAAGCACUGCUUUUGAAACUGUUAUCUUAGAAAAAUUUCCUCAUAUAUUCUGGUCCCCUUGCACUUCUCAUUCGAUCAAUCUGCUGAUGGAAGAGAUUGCUGAAUUAGACUGGAUGAAAGCUGUUGUGUUGUGUGCCAGGGGAAUUGAGCAAGUCAUUUCAUCUUUCCAACGUUAUUCUUCUUGCUUCAAAUACAAUUUGAUGGAGAUUUCUGAUACCAAUUCGCUGAAGUUUGCACCUUCAUUUUGUUUAGUCCAUAGAAUUUGUCAGAUGAAACAAGAUUUACAGGAUUUAUUCAUGAGCAAUCAAUGGAAUCAGUGGAAGCUUACUGCUCUUUGUGAUGUUGUCAACAUAGAAGCUACUGUGUUGGGGGAUGAGUUCUGGUCUAGGGCCCAAUUGAUGUUGCAGCUGUGUGAUCCUUUUGUUAAACUACUUGCAACAUUCAACAUUGACAAAUCUGUCAUGGGUGAUGUUUACGAUUGGCGGGUUCAGUCACUUGAAGCCGUGAGGAGUAGGGGCAUUGAUGAUAUUACAUUUAGUCAAAUGGAGUUGCUGAUAGAGAGUAGAUGGGAUAUGUUUUUUUCCCCACUUCAUGCAGCUGGCUAUUUGCUAAACCCUAGAUAUUUUGGCAGAGGUCAGAACAAGGACAAAACUGUAAUGCGGGGAUGGAACGUCACAUUAGACAGAUAUCAGCAGGAGAGUAGUGCAAGGUGUUUACUUAGAGAACAACUUAGUGUUUACUGGAGAUCGGUAGGAUCCUUCGGAGAGGAAGAUGCAGUAGAAUGUAGAGACAAGAUGGACCCAGUUGCUUGGUGGGAAAAUUUUGGUUUUGAGACGCCUGAGUUGCAGACUUUAGCCAUAAAGGUCCUGAGCCAGGUUUCAAGCGUAUCAUUGUGUAGAGACAGCAACCCAUGUGACAGUCUUCCUUGUCGGGAAACUGUAAAGAGGAUGGGAGUAGAAAGAGUGGAGGAUCUUGCAUUUGUGAGAAAUAAUCUUAGCUUUUUGAGCUUAAAGAACGGAAAUAUAAACUAUGUAUCUGUUCCAAGAGGUGUAAAUACGUGCUGUACAACCGGAUGUCCGUAAUGCUGCAUUGUUCAUGUAAUGAAACAGAACAACGCUCAUAGCUUGGAGUUGAAUAUCAAUAAUUAUUGCCAGACGUUUUGCUCGUAAUUAUUGCUGGAAACGAAGAACAUGUCACAUUUGGGGAUGCUAGUAAAAGUUCAAGCUCAGAUUCUUGAUAACUCUUUGGAAGAUACUCAUUAAUGAAAUUGCAAAUCGAUAUCCUCUCAGCCCGCCUUUCCAAAAUGUAUAGUCCAUUGAUUGAAUUGUAUUGUACUAAACCGAUGAUUUGGGCUCGGGUUUUCCCAAGAGGGUUUCAGUCUCAUGUUUACCAGAGUGACUUCUUCUCAUGGUUGUCUCGACUGCUGAAUGAUCUGCAUCAGAGUGCUGUGCUUCUGAUAAUGCUCAUGUUGUAUAUUGCAGGUUAAGGUAGUAUAAAUAUAUUAUGUACUAUGUAAUAUUAUUAGCCUUUUCUUAAUUUUUUCCACCGAGGAAGCCUUUGAUAAAUUUCUUGUAAGGUCUGACAUAACAAUAACAUGCUGUCUUCUUGAACACUUGUAUAAUAUUCAGCAUUUUCACUUUGAUGGGCACAUUUUUAACUUGCCUAAUCCCAUUUUGGCCUUGUUGUCUUCAUCUUAUUUUUUGAACUUAUUACUUAUUCUUAAUGAAAGCAGAUUAGACUAGAUGUUGAGAUUUUAUGACUCGAACCGAGUCUAAGAUCGGGUUUUAAGAUGAAAUCAAGAAAUGGGUCGAAGUGCGCGGGGUGCGGAGUACUACGCGGGGCGCAAAGUAGCUACUGGAUUGGAAGACGCCUAGGUCGCGGGCCUUACAUUUGGUCGCGUGUCGCGAGUUUCUGAAGGAAAAGCUACUAGUUUGGAAAACAGUUAGGUCAGGGCCGCGACCUAGUACGCGAGCUGCGACUUGUGUAAUUUUUUGUGGGUUUUCAGUUUUCGCACGUUCUUUUGACGUUACUUAGUUUUUGGGCUGAUUUCUUUGUAUUUCUUAACCUAAUUUCUUUUUAUUAAGUGACAUACAAUAUAAACCCCUCUUGUAAUUAGAAUUAGGGCACGAUGCAUUCAACACAAAGUGAGGAAAACUAAGAGAGAAAAAGCUUAGAGAGCCAUUGUUGUGGUUUCUCGUUCAUCUUUUAAUCUCCCUGUUUAUAUUGAAAAGUUUAUUCUCGGUAUCGGUGGAUGUAGU
Messenger RNA from Amaranthus tricolor (Joseph's coat), 4157 nucleotides. RefSeq lists its product as uncharacterized. The record is from RefSeq and is a predicted model, not a curated record. Lineage: Eukaryota; Viridiplantae; Streptophyta; Magnoliopsida; Caryophyllales; Amaranthaceae. Gene Ontology annotation, molecular function: protein dimerization activity. The transcript has 2 exons. Bases 1128 to 2981 code for a protein of 617 amino acids.